AUGGUGCUAACAACGAUUGCAGGGCACAAGAAAGCCUGUGUGCCAUUAUCCCUUCUUAAAAGCCAUGGAGGGUUUGGCAAGAGCUACUGGGUACAGAACUGUUGGCAAACAACUAGUCCGUGAUGCACAGCUGGCAGCAAAUCCCAGGAAAAUUCUUGAGCAGGGGGAAAAAGUUACUAAACUUUGCCCUGUUGCGGCUGCUCGGCUGAAAUGGUCUCUGAAUAGAGCAGUCUAAGAUUCUUUGUCAAAUCUGCUUUGGAUUUUUCCUUUUCUAGCAGUGACUUCUUUGCUAAUGUGCCCUAAUGUAGCAGCAAACCAUACAGAGUAGUUUUUUAAGCAAAUAAAGAGAUGGAUCAAACUAGCAAAUAGCAAGUAAGCAAGAAUGAAAUAUGGCCAGAAUGAAAUAUAACUGCUUUAGCCUUGCUGAAGAGAUCAAUGAAUUGUGCAUGUACUUGGAGAUCCCGUAUUCAAGAAAAAUGAAUUAAUAUUUCUUGAGAGAAGCUUUGCAAAAAGAAAAAAACCUUCUCCUUGAAAUCUUGGACUUCCCAUUUGGACUAUGCCAAGCUAGAGUUAUCAAAAAUGAAUGUUGAAAAGAUGGAGGAAAAGGGUUUACAUCCUCCUCUAAUAAUCAGGGAUGAAAACGGCAAUAAAUGUAUGUGUAACACCAGUGCAUCGCCCUCACUGAACGGAAGCACUGCUAGCCAGUACCGUAAAGCAGAACACGAGGACUACAUAGAACUUCAGGACACAAAUGAAGUGAUAAAGAGAUCAGACCAACCGUAUGCUGAAGCAGGAGACCUGCAGAAGGUGGCCAGUGACUACAUGUGGAUGGGGACCAGGGACUUGGAGGCCAUACGCACACCUGCUGCAAAGAAACCAUCUUACAUGCAUGCCUUGAGACAGAAUUUCAGAGAACCGACAAGCCUUCUUAAAGACGGUUUUGCAAUGGAAAAUGUUCAGAAUCUCAGUACUAAGGAAUCCGUGCCUUACUGCCAGGCAGAUUUGACGCACUUUGCUGCUGUGGAGUUCUGUAAAAGUACUGCAAUUGAAAAUGAAUUGGAUAGUUCUCCAACAGAACAGGAAGGAGCUAGUUCAAGUGAAUCUUUCAUUACAGUUAUAAAUUUGGAGAGCAAAUGUAACGACGAUGGAUCUGCUUCCCAGAUAUUUACCUCUCUUGAAGAAAUGCAUGUAAAGGACAGUUUCACAAACAGUACCAGCUCCCCUAAGCUAAAUAUGACAAGCGUAAACCAGGGUAGGGGAGUGCCACUUGCUAAUGCUCUGUCAAUAACUGGAGGUGAUGUCACCAAUUAUAUUGACUUGGUAUCACAGGAUAGGGAAUGGCAUGAAAACCAAGGAAAGCAGGAUGCUGAACUGGUAGAUCCCUGCUCUAGGGGCUCUCCAGCGUUGGAACCAUCUCAUUUGUACAAAAGUGAGCCUAAAAGGUAUAUGCACAGCACACCUGAGAAUGAUGGAGGCAACAGUUGGACAGCCAGAUAUGGACAGGAUGGUGCCGUCAAUGGCUCAUGUCCUCUAGCAAUACAGAGUUUUGAUGAACAUUUGAUCAAGGAGUUUUACAAAGAUGGGGAGAUUCUGACUCAAGGACCAAAUGUCUUGGAAAACAAUCAGGCUUUUCUCGAGGGAUAUGCUCAAGAGUCUGAGACAAUACAAAAUGGUAUACCAAAGCUAAGAACAGCUGCUCUUCCUGAGCCCAAUUGCCAGGCAACCUUUGUGGUUUUCAGUCCCACAGCUUGUGACUCGUCAAAAAAUGCAACCUUUGCUGUUUUUGCUGUGCCAGAUGAAGAAGGUGGUGGCAUUUCUAAAGCAGAAAAGAAUAACCACAUGGUGAAAGAAUGUACUAGAAGGAUUUCAUUCAGAAGCAAUUCUGAACGUAGCCCGGUUAAACCAGUCACCAGAGCACCCCUUGCUGCUACCAUAACAAAAGCUAGAAAAGCAGAGAUUGUGAGCUUUCCAAAGCCAAACUUUAAAAACAUUAAGCCAAAAGUUGUGUCCAGGCCCAUACCACAGUCGAAAGAGAGUGCUGUGAUAAAAGCAGCUCAGAGAUCUCCUCAGCUAUCUACCACGUCUUCCUCCUCCCCUUCUUCCCCAAGGCAAGUAUCCUCGUCAAUCACAGGGCUAAGAAAAAAAAUGGACUUGGAUCGAGGCACAAAAGCAGAAACGCCAAUGAAUAAGACCUAUAAGCAACAUGUUAAUAAACAUCUGCCUAGCCAAGCUGUACAUGCUGCAACUCAUUCUGAAAAUACUUCCCACAAGGUUCCCAAAAAACCUGUGUUAAAACAGAUCAUGGAACAGGUUGACAAAGUAAGGUGUCCCAAUUCAACAUUCCUCUCUGUUCCUGCUUCUGGGGCUGUCAUAUGCACUCCGAACACAGGUGGGACACUGGAUGACAAAAUGGAAUUUGCAGAGGCCUGUGUACAGCCUGGUGCUUUGAGCAUCUGUCCAGUAUCUCAAGAGGAACAGCAGAAUGACUGCCUGGGGGUUCCUGCCGAAAAGUCUGCUCAAGACGCAGUGAUCGAAGGUGUUGGACUUGUCCCUUUUCCUUUGGCUUCUUCACCUAAAGUAGAGGCAACACAACUACAAAAUUUGUCCAAGGACAUCCCAGCCACCCUAAGACGUAGUAUACGAGAUUCCCAGAAGAUAUUCUGCUCUAGGAGAGGAAGUGAGAGUAAAAAUGCUCACUCCGCAAAAGUAUCUUCUCCUCAAAGAGCAGGUCUAUCUUUGAAUUCAGGAGCAGAAGUUUUUUCUCCUAAAGGAAGACUUAUGUCUGCGAGAUCCUCACCUGGAUCUUGGAACAGUUCGGCAAAGUUGAUUCCCAAAUCAAAAGUGCCUGUCAAAGGACCAGGAUUUCGGAGAACCGCUAGCAUUUCUUCAGUUAGCAGCACUCAGAGUGACCAAAGUACUUGCAGCAAUAACUCUACGAGUGCCACAAUUAUCAUCAAGAAUGGAGAGUGGCCUUCCAAGCCUGCUUGUCAAAAUGGUACGGCUGUAAAGCCAGUGCCCAGGCCAAGAGCGUAUUCUUUGAAAAACACCCCAAAAGGAACUAAAAGCAAGUUCGGCUUGGUGAGCCCCUGUGUGCCAAAAUCGACCGGAGCGCUUCCUCCCGGAAGAAGAACCAGUGAUUCAAAAGGGAGUCAGAGAUUGGGGCCUCUAGGACAAAAUGGGACUCAAAGUAUUUUCUCAGCAUUCACUUCUGUUGACAAGGCAAAGCAGAGGAGUCCGAAGAACUCAUGCAUACAAACCCGAAGUUCUACUGAAGUACAUGCUACAGAAACAAAAACACACGAGUUGACUCAAUACAAAAGAAAAUGUGAACACCAAAGUGGAAUUAUCCAGCAAUUGAAGAAAUGCUUGACAAGCAGUAACCAGAAAUUUGAAGCAUUAACUCUUGUGAUCCAACAUUUCCAGUCUGAGAGAGAGGAAACAAUAAAACGACAAAAAGAGCUAUCCCUGGAACUUAUCCACCUUCGUGGAGAGUUGGGAACAGCUUCUACAGCAUGUGAGAAAUUGGAGAAAGACAGGAACGAACUACAAGCAGCUUAUGAAGGAUUUGUGCAGAAGCUGAACCAGCAGCACCAAAGUGAUCUGUCUGAGCUGGAAGAGAGGCUAAAGCAGUUCUACACGGCAGAGUGUGAAAAAUUACAGAGCAUCUGUAUUGAAGAAGCGGAAAAAUAUAAAGCGCAGCUCCAAGAGCAGGUUGACAACUUGACCAUUACACAUGAAAACUUUAAACUAGAACUUGAAACCAGUCAUACAGAAAAGAUAGACGAACUGAAGAAGGAAUUUGAAUCAUCCUUUUCAGAGCUCAAGAAUGCCCAUGAAUCAGAAAGAAAGACACUUGAAGAAUCUUUCCAAGCGAAACAAGAGGAACUAGAGAAAAAAAUUGCCGAGUUACAGAGUGAAAAUGAUUCCUUGAAUGAAAAGCUGAAGUUGGAAGAGCAAAAACGAAUAGCCAAAGAAAAAGCAAAUCUUAAAAACCCUCAAAUCAUGUAUUUGGAACAAGAACUGGAAAGUUUAAAAGCAGUGAUGGAGAUCAAGAAUGAGAAACUACAUCAGCAAGAUAUCAAAUUGUUAAAGAUGGAAAAAUUGGAGGAAAACCACACCGCCUUAGUUGAGAAAUGGAGGAAACUUCAGCAGGAGAAUGAAGAAUUAAAGGCUCGAAUGGACAAACACAUGGAGCUUUCCAGACAACUUUCCACGGAGCAGGCAGUUUUACAAGAGUCCUUGGAGAAAGAAUCCAAAGUAAACAAACGCCUGUCGAUGGAAAAUGAAGAACUUCUGUGGAAGCUACACAAUGGCGAUCUGUGCAGCCCACGAAAACUGUCCCCUUCUACUCCUCCGAUGCCUUUUCAGUCUCCAAGGAAUUCUGGCUCCUUCUCCAGCCCAACUGUUUCACCGAGAUGACACUCCUGUGAGGAGCCACUCAUCUCGUACAGACAUUUCAUCCAUGAGCUGAAGAACUUAAAACAUGAAUUGAGGGAGCAAAGAGCUACAUUAGUUGUAUAUGAUUGCAAUGAAACUGGAAACUGCUGUCAUGAGUAACAGGUGCAAAACACACUGAGAGCUCCGAAGUAGGGCUCACCAAUGCUCCUCCUCAUUUUAAAAAAAAAAAGACUUCGGUAAUAACUUCUGGACGUUGUUGCACAAAGCACUUAAAAGAGCAAGAAAAUGUCUUGUUCGUUUUUUGCCUUUCAUCUAACUAUAGGGAAAAAAUGCUCAGGGGCUUAUGAAUAAAUGGUCGUAAUAACCUUUAAUACGUUCCUCACCGUAGACACCUUUCGGAGACUCUGGGUGUGGUGUGAAUGGAUUGGAUGUCGCACAUGGGAGUGUGUCUGAUGUGGCUGCCUUCACCAUGUACAUUGUCAAGGACGGAAGCUGAAGAAUAUAGUGACAUAUAGUUCAUGAAUAAAAUAUUGUCAGUAUGCAUGUUUUUUUUUUAAAUCAAAGGUUUUCCCUUCACUGGACCUGACAAAAAGCUGCCUCUUGGGCUCUGCGGUUCCUCGUAAUCUCUCUGCUUCAGUUCAGUAAGAGAAUGAAAGGAAAUGCUAUUUGUUUUUGUCAGUUUAGGUCUACUACUUCAUAUUUGAAUUUUGAAUCAUAAUCUCUUAAACCAUAAUUUCAAAAUGUUCAUGGGCUUUUUUUUGCUUUCCUGCUUUAUUCCAUAAACAAAUUGAAUUCAGAUAUUCCCCUGAGCCAACCCCUCCACCGUUCUUAAAAAUGCUACAGAUCAGACAUGCAAUUUCACUUCUCCAGGCGUGAUAGCCACUGUAGAAGGCUGAUCUUCCCCAAGAUGGCUGGUCUUCAAAGUGAAGGUGGAAACGUCCAGACGUCUGCCUCUAAUCAACAAGCGCAUGGGGUUGUGUCAGCCUGCCAAUACAUUUUUUUCAUGUCUUGUGAAGAUUAAAAAUCCUGGAUCAAUUUGCACUUUUACCAGUUAAUAGCUAAAAGGAGAAACCCAUACCAAGGCCAUCUGUAACAGAUUUACCUGCCUUUCUAAUUGAAUUCAGGACUCACCUUCAGUUUCAUUUAUAUAAGUUUUUUUCUUGUUUCUCCCCUCUUCCCCCAACAGAACAACAACAUUAGAUUGUCUUUCUGAAGUUGUAUUUCGGAGAUAUCACUUAUAAUGUUUUAUACCGUAGUACAAAUUUGAAGAUGACACAGUGCAUGUCUGCUCUUGAUGAUCUGGUCAAAAUUUUUUAGGAUUUCACAGGUCUUGCAAGUACAAACACACUUUAUUAUGGCUAAACAUUGUCUGCACUUACAGAACUAAAUGGGACUGUCAAAUACUAUGACUUGGUGUGCAGACAUCACCACAACAGCCAAGAAUGAAUCGUUAAUUCCUUUGCCGUGGAAUAGUCCACUUGUUAGCAAAUGGCUGACUAAAUCUUAUUAUUAUUUUGGAAUGAAGAUCUUGAGAAAUACUGGAGGUCUCUUUUCCUUUCCAUAAAACUGGGAGUCCACAGAAAUCUUCAGUAAACUUGAAUAGUAAAACGUUAAACCAAAUAUUUUGGUCUAGGAUGCAAAAAUGUUGGCUCAAAGAGGAAGGUUUUAGUUACUCAUUCUGUAAUUAUGGAAGUAUCAUGUACUCUGUAAUAUGAAAAAUUCAAGGAUGAAAUCCUUAAUUUUUACACGCUGUAUGAAGUGUGCCUCCCCUGUGGAACCUUUUACUCACUCUUACCCCAUUUAUGGCACUGUACUUGCCGCCAGAGCUAGGGGUGUCAGCCCUUCUGAAUAAACUGUUGCCCCGAAAUUGAAUAGAACCAUGAAAAUUUUGCUUUAGGCUGAAACUUGGCUUAGAAGUAUGUCUUGGAGCAAUUUUAUUUCUUUGGCAAGAACAAAUUUAAUGCUAUGUAUACUUAAGUGUUGAAAAUUAAAAUAAAACUUUUUUUACUGGUUUAUAA
Messenger RNA from Eublepharis macularius, 6416 nucleotides. It is a transcript of the gene MTUS1, whose product is annotated as microtubule associated scaffold protein 1. Gene Ontology annotation, cellular component: cytoplasm; nucleus. The record is from RefSeq and is a predicted model, not a curated record. Gene Ontology annotation, molecular function: microtubule binding. Lineage: Eukaryota; Metazoa; Chordata; Lepidosauria; Squamata; Eublepharidae. Bases 580 to 4419 code for a protein of 1279 amino acids. The transcript has 17 exons.